UCUUCAUCACAAUGCUUCCAAAGUUGUUCUUCGUCAUUUCUACACUAAUUUCCUCCUUCAUUUUCACUACUCAUUCUUACAAUACCCAAUGUCUUCACCAUCAGAAAAUCUUGUUGCUUCAACUCAAGGAUGAGUUGAGUUUCAAUUCUUCUCUUUCAACAAAAUUGGUGCGAUGGAAUGAAAGGGAUGAGUGCUGCAAGUGGCACGGUGUGGAAUGUGAUGUUGCUGGCUACGUCGUCAGUUUGCAGCUCGAUAAUGAGUCCAUUUCUGGUGGAAUCGCGGAUUCAUCGAGUCUCUUCAGACUUGUGCAUCUACAGAAGCUAAAUCUAGCCUACAAUGAUUUCAACAACACUCCCAUCCCGAAAGGUAUUCACAAUCUCACCUAUUUGACACACUUGAAUUUAUCCCAUGCUUAUUUCGGUGGGCAGGUUCCCGCUGAAAUUUCUUCCUUGAGGAGGUUGGUUAGUCUCGACAUCUCCUAUGAUUUUACAAUAUCUGUGAAACUGGAGAUGCUUGUCCAAAAUCUAACAGGGCUUCGAGAGCUCUAUCUUGAUCGUGUUAAUGUUACUUCCUCUCAUGAGAGGAGAAAAUGGAGCCACAUUAUAUCAUCAUAUUUACCCAACCUCACCGCCUUGAGCUUGGUUGAAUGUGGUUUAUCUGGCCCUUUAGCUAAGUCCUUUUGGCAACUCCAUUCCCUUUCCAUCCUUCGACUAGAUUGGAACAAUCUUGGACCAGAACUUCCAGACUUGUUCACCAAUUUUCCAAGUUUGACCACUUUGUCUCUUUUUGAUUGCAGUUUGAAGGGUUCGAUUCCACCCACCUUUGCUAACCUAACCAACCUGAUUCGUGUCAAUCUGGCAUAUAACUUCUUCACAGGCUCACUUUCUUCUACGCUGUUUGAAGGUCUUUCCAAUCUUGUUUAUUUAGAUUUGAAUAGUAAUUCAUUCUCUGGUAAUAUUCCCCACUCUCUCUUUGCUAACCUAACCAACCUGAUUCAUCUCGAUUUGUCAGGCAAUUCAUUCUCUGGUAAUAUUCCCCACUCUCUCUUUGCUAACCUAACCAAGCUGAUAGGUGUCUAUUUGUCAGGUAAUUCAUUCUCUGGCAACAUUCCCCACUCUCUCUUUGCUCUCCCUUCAUUGUUGGAACUUCAUCUUAGCAGCAAUCAGUUGAAUGGCACUUUUCAACUGGACAAGUUUCAAAGUCUUGCCAAUCUAACCCUACUUGAUCUAUCUCACAAUAGAUUGUCAGUAGAUGUUGGCAACCGCAAUUCAACUUCAUAUGGAAGUCUCCAACUAAAAGUGUUAAGACUAGCUUCAUGUAACUUGUCCCAUUUUCCUAAUUUCAUCAAACAUUUGGAUAUGGAAGUAGUGGACCUCUCAUACAAUCGGAUUGGUGGGGAGAUACCUAGUUGGAUUUGGGGAACACAACUUUGGUAUUUGGACCUCUCUUAUAAUCUUCUAACAGAUCUGCAAAAGCCUUACCAUAUCCCUGCUUCUCUUGAAGUCCUAUUAUUGCAGUCUAACCAGCUCAAGGGUGAGUUGCAUCUGACCAUUCCACCUGCGUCUCAACUCUGGUACUUGUCUCUUGCUAAUAACAGUUUAAGUGGAUCCAUUCCAACCUCCCUUUGCAGUGCCAUGAGCCUCCAUGUUCUUGAUUUGUCUGGCAAUAGAUUAAGUGGCAGCAUACCCCCUUGCUUACUUGAAAACAUUUCAGACUUAGAUCUAAGCCAAAACAACAUCAGCGGUAGCAUUCCAGAAAAUUUUCCAAUGGAUCGUUGUUGGCUACAAUAUUUGGAUCUUAACAAUAAUACUUUAGAAGGGAAAAUCCCAAAGUCCCUUGAAAGAUGCGAGUGGUUGCGGUUCAUGAAUGUUGGGAACAACAACAUCAAUGACAGUUUCCCAUGCAUGCUAUCAUCGAUGUUGCGAGUUCUUAUUUUGCACUCUAACAGAUUCUAUGGAGAAGUAAGAUGUCACAACAUGAGCUGGGAAGAUCUCCAAAUUCUAGAUAUAUCUUCCAAUCAGUUCAGUGGAAAUCUGGAAUCAAUAAACUUUUCUAGUUGGAGUUCAAUGGUGUCAGGUCACAGCGAAUUGUUGCGCUCUGUCAUAACAUUAACCAUUAAAGGGGUAAUCCGUCAGCUUGAUAUGAUUUGGGCAGACUCUGUCACCAUUGAUUUCUCUUGCAAUAAUUUCGGAGGAGAGAUACCAACUGCAAUUGGUGAUUUUGGCUCACUUCAUCUUCUCAACCUCUCCCACAAUGCCCUCAAUGGAAGCAUCCCAAACACAUUUGGUAAGUUGAGGAAUCUCGAAUCACUCGACCUCUCAGGAAACCGACUCACCGGGCCAAUACCGGUGGAGCUUGCAGGGCUCUCAUUCCUUUCAGUCUUGAAUCUCUCCUACAAUAAGCUGGUCGGGAUGAUCCCAAACAGCCGUCAGUUUCAAACAUUUUCAGCUGAUUCCUUCAAAGGGAAUGCGGGGUUGUGUGGUUUCAAUCUCAACAUAAGCUGCAGUGAUAGUGAUGGCAGUGAUCAUUUGUGGCCACAAGAAGAUGAAAAUGAGGAAGAGAAGAGCGAGAUCGAGUGGGAGUAUGUAUCUUCUGCGCUUGGUUAUGUUGUGGGAUUAGGAAGCAUUGCAUGGACGCUUUUAUGCCGCAGAAGCUUCAGAGAAAGAUAUUUCGAGAAAAUAGAAGAGAUUGUUGACAAGAUUUUCUACGAGAGAGCCAGGAGAAGAAGACAUGAAAGAAGAAGAAGAAUAGUAGAGAUGAGGAAUGAGGUUAGGAGACAGCAGAGAAGAUGAUAUACAAUUUAGAUACUUAAAUAAACAAGGCUGUUUAGAGUUUAAUGUGAGUGUCAAGGUUUUUGUUUUGCUUUUUUUUUUUUUGACGUGUAAUUUUCAAAAUGACUAGAAUUAUAAAGUUGAUAGUGAUCUAUAGUUUCUAUCCCAA
This is a messenger RNA of Salvia miltiorrhiza (redroot sage), 2940 nucleotides long. Its product is annotated as receptor-like protein 7. The transcript has a single exon. Gene Ontology annotation, molecular function: protein binding. Bases 12 to 2792 code for a protein of 926 amino acids. The record is from RefSeq and is a predicted model, not a curated record. NCBI's taxonomy places the organism in Eukaryota, Viridiplantae, Streptophyta, Magnoliopsida, Lamiales, Lamiaceae.